AUGAUGCAAACAAGACUCGUUUCUGCACUCGCUGUGGUACAGCAUAUAGUGAGCAUCCAAGCUUGUCCAUUUCAUUCAACCGACACUGGCCAUUCUCCAACAAUCAACAACGAUAGACGCUCUACCCCGAAUGAAGUUGUGAAAACGGCCAUCGAGAAUGUGCGGGUCUUCAAUGGUUGGGCGUUUGAGACUCCUUCAACAGUAUGUCUGGAUGGUGGCUAUAUCGUCAGUGUUGACGAAUGCGACGACGCCCAGGCUACGGUUGAUGGUACUGGAAAGUUCUUGAUUCCAGGGUUAAUCGACAGUCACGUCCACCUGACAGAUGUACAAUCACUCGAAAAUUUUACAUCGUGGGGAUGUACCACGGCCAUGCAUAUGAACUGUCGAAACUAUACACAAUGCGAGACCAUGAAGAACCAGCCGGGCCUUGCUAGCUUCAUUCAUGCAGGUCUGGCGGCAGUGGGAAAUGGAAGUCUGCAUGAAAAGCAAGAUCCGACGCGGUUGAGAAACACUCUCAUAUAUCCCGACACCAAUGUAGUCGAAUGGACAGACUGGCAAUUCGGCAACGGCAGCAACUUUAUGAAGAUUACUGCCGAGGUCAACGGCCCCUCGACGGAGCAGCAGACUGAAAUGGUCCAGCAAACUCACUCCAAGUAUCGGGCCCAGACAAUGACCCACGCAUCAGCAAUUGCGGCAUACCAGCAGGCGGUGGCCUCCAAGACGGACGGCAUCCAGCAUGUUCCCGAUGACGGCAUUCUCGACAAUGCGACAAUCCAUGCCAUUCUAGUACAAGGCCAAUUCGUCACUCCAACCAUCAACGUAUUCGAGUUUGCGUAUAGAGAAGCUGCUCUACAGCAGUACUUUAGUGUCACGCCAGGGAGCAACCGCUCGCUUGAGCAUGCGCAGACCAAUGCCCGGCUCCUCUAUCAGGCCGGUGUACCUCUUAUCGCAGGCACCGACGCGGUUGGUACACUCCCUCAAAACGGUACCUCGAUUCAAGUCCCAUGGGGAUUGACACUCCAUUACGAGCUGGAGAACUUUGUCAAUAUUGUGGGAAUGUCGCCCGCCGAGGCCAUCAAUGCUGCGACUCGUGAAGCUGCCAAAUGGCACCGGGUCCCAGACAGAGGCUCCGUGGCGGUGGGCCAGCGCGCGGAUGUGCUCAUGCUUAAUUCGAAUCCUCUUUUGAACAUAACCAAUACUCGGGAUAUCGCAAAAGCGUGGGCUUUUGGGUUCGAAAUUGCAGCCCUAGCGUCUGUCGAAAGCUCUGCUGAGAACCCUGGAGAUCUUCCUGAAGGUGAUAAAGUGUAA
This is a messenger RNA of Pestalotiopsis fici W106-1, 1308 nucleotides long. RefSeq lists its product as uncharacterized. The record is from RefSeq and is a predicted model, not a curated record. The transcript has a single exon. NCBI's taxonomy places the organism in Eukaryota, Fungi, Ascomycota, Sordariomycetes, Amphisphaeriales, Sporocadaceae. Gene Ontology annotation, molecular function: hydrolase activity, acting on carbon-nitrogen (but not peptide) bonds. Bases 1 to 1308 code for a protein of 435 amino acids.